Messenger RNA from Pectinophora gossypiella (pink bollworm), 9971 nucleotides. Its product is annotated as mucin-2. The record is from RefSeq and is a predicted model, not a curated record. NCBI's taxonomy places the organism in Eukaryota, Metazoa, Arthropoda, Insecta, Lepidoptera, Gelechiidae. The coding region runs from base 241 to 8589 and encodes 2782 amino acids. The transcript is spliced from 7 exons. Gene Ontology annotation, molecular function: protein binding.
UGUCGCUGAAAGCUCGCGCCGCGAAGCCUCCGAGCGUCAGCGGCGGCGUCGCGCGACCGGCCGCCUCGCGUCAGUGCCGGCCCGGCCGCGCCAUCGACAGCACGCCUACAACACGCUCUCUCCGCCACCACACCGCCACACCGCCUGCUGGACAGUGACACUAACUUUGCAUACCACCGCUGCCAUCCAUCCCAGUGGACGCGAACAUUUGCAUUCCUUACCAGAGACGGGCGGCGGCAGAUGGAUCGGCGGCGCGCGGCGGGGGCGCUGCUUGCGCUUGCCGCGUGCAUCGCGACAACAGCGGGGGCACCGACGGCUAGCAAUCACACGGCGUUAGAUUUAUACGAUGAGCACACGGAAGGUUGUUACUACAACUUUCAACACUAUGGCGAGGGUGACAGAAUAAUGACGAACGAACCCUGCCUGAACUGUACCUGCCACAACCGGAUGCUUAUGUGCUACCUGAGGGUGUGUCCCUUCACGAAAGCCAUCGGACAAGAUUGCACAGUGGAGAAACGAGCAGAUCAGUGCUGCCCCAUCGUCACGUGCCCUGACGUUCCAGUUGACCUGCUCACAUCGACGUCGACCUCGUCUCCAGCUGAGUAUGGAGGCACUGGUGUCGGCAAAGUGGACAACUAUGGAUGUACGCUCAAUGGCAAAUAUUUCCCCGAAGGCUCCAAGGUGCCAGCGACACCCAACAAGCCCUGUGAACAUUGCUACUGUAUUCGAAACAUGACGACUUGCGUUAUGCAAGAAUGUACUCUUCACGUCGACGGAUGCACUCCAAUUUACCACAAAGACGUGUGCUGCCCUGUACGAUACUUCUGUGAUCACCCUGAAGAUGAAAUACCGUUACUUGAUGACAUGACCACUACAGUGCGGCCGACGCCUGGAUUCCUGUUGACAACGAUAGCACCAACAGAAAUCACCACAACACCGCCACCUGCUAGGAAGGAUUGCGUUGAAAAUGGACAACUGUAUGAGGACGGUGCUUUAAUUAAAACGGAUAAACCAUGUGAACAUUGUUAUUGCAUGAAAGGUGAUAUCGUCUGCGUCGUACAAGAAUGUGGUACGCCUAUGGAAAACGAAGGCAAAAACUGUACUUCUGUGCCUCCACGUGCAGGCCAUUGCUGCCCUGACACAUACAUUUGUGAAGGUGAUGAGCUUACUCCAGGACCUACAACAGAACUGCCUUUCGAAGAAUCAACAACAAUGUUACCUUCUAGAAGAGUAAGUGUUGAAGGUAGUGGAUAUAGAAAUGAUGAUGAAAUUACCUUAAUGCCAACAUUUGCUACGGAUAUUGAAGGCAGUGGAGAGGAAGAAAUACCUGAAAAACCGCUAAGCACAAGUCAACCAGAUAUCGACACAACAGAAUUAGAUGAAAAACUUGGACUAACAGAACAAGGAGAGUUCAUUCCGAAAACUACACAGACUCCUGUUUCUGAUGAAACUGCAAAAUUAACGACAGAACCUGAUAAGUAUCUUAAUACAGUGCCAAGUGAUCAUGAUGAAGGAGAAAGUACUGAAUCUUCUGUAAAAGAGAAAACUACUUUACCUGACCAAGCGAAGAUUACAGAAUAUAUAACUAGUGAAGAAAUUACAACCCCUAAAGUUGAAGGCGAAGCAAGUGGUGCACCACCAACAGAAAUAGAUGAAACCCCUGUAAUUGAAAUGAAACCAACAGAAUCAACGUUACUCGAGGAACAAAGUACUUCAGCUACUACUAAAUUAGAAGAAGAAAGUACUGAAUCGUCGAUCAAAGAAACUACACCUAAGAGUGAGGAAAAGGUAACAGAGUUACCUGUCUUACAUGAAGAUGAAACUCAAGUUCCACUCGUUGAAUCUGCAACGACUGAAAAGACAGAAACGUUUACAGUAACGGAUGGUUUUGAGGCUACUGAGCAGCCACCAGUAACCGAACAAGAACAAGCAGCAACUACUACAAGUGAAAUAGUACAUGAAGAAAGUUCUCAACCUUCUAUUGUAACUACAACACAAAGCGAACAAGUUACUGAAACUGAUUUGAAGGAAACAAGAGGAACGUCAGCUAAAGAUGAGGUAACAACAGAAAAAAUGGCAAUUGCAGAACAAGAAACUACAUCUAGCGAAAUUACCGAAGAAGUUAGAACCGAGCCAACUAUCCUAGAAAGUACGCCAAGAGAUAAACUGGAUGUUACUGAAUCUGUCUUGAUUAGUGAACAAAGUACAGUUUCAGAGAAAGAAAGUACUGAACCAUAUGUUUACGACAAAACUACACCUAGUGACGUCACAGAGACGCCAAUUAUUACACAAGAAGAGACCAUGACUAGUGCAGUACCUGAAAAGGAAAGUAGUGAACCUUCUAUUUUAGAAAAGACUACUGCAAGAACUGAUCUUGAAUCAACAGAAUCACCCACUGCGGAGAAAGAACAGCCAGAUAGGCCAGAGUCAUCAACGAAGGUUCCUAAACUUGAAGAAGAUGCUGUAACCACUGAAUCACCUCACAGGAGACAAGAUGAUGAAACUUCAGCUUUCACAGAAAGCGUUACACAAAAGGAUACUGACAUACCGAUUACCGUGGAAAUGGACGUAACUAAAGAAAUUGUUACUCCUAGUAGUGAAACUCCUAUAAGGCAACCAAUUGAACAUGACUUAGAACGAACAACUACCCAGAUACCAGAACAAGACGUAGAGGAAAAGACGACACAGUUGAAGGAAACAACAACUGAACCUAUUAUGGAAUUAUCCACGUUUGCUCACGUCGAUGACAAAGAAUCAUCUGCCUCUGUUGCUCCUGAAAGUGAGAUUACAUCUGCUACUGAUAAACAGGAGCUACCAGAAGCUACUACAAUUAACCCAGAAGAUAACGAAAUUGAUGAAGAGCAAUCUCCAGGCAGAAUUCCUGGCGAAGGUGAUUGCCUCCUCGAAGGUGUAACCUACAAAAAUGAUAGCGUUGUACCUAGUUCCAAUAAGUGUCACUCUGGUUGUAAAUGCGUCAGUAGUAUCAUAAAAUGCGAUCCGAUAAUAUGUAGUCCACAACCUGAAUAUAUGGACAACUGUCAAUUAAGAUACGAUACACCAGAAUCCUGUUGUCCUACGUAUGUGUGUGAUCAUGGUAAAGAAACAAUUCCACCACAACCACACAGUCAAAUGUCCGGUACAGAGAGUCCCAUGCAGUCUACUUCAGUGGAAUGUAGUGGCGAUCAAUGCGGAGCUAUUGACGUCCAACCAACAACCGAAGCAUCCAAAAUACCUGAAAGAAUCGGAGAUACUGAUUGUGGAAGCAAUGGCUGCAAUGAUACUCAAUUAUUAUUACCUGAGACUCCAGAAGAAUGUAUCGGUGCCAAAUGUACACAACCAGCAGAAAGUUGCACUGAUGGUAAAUGCGAUUUACCACUCCCACCAAUUAAGGAACAAGAAAUACCUUCCAAAGAAAUUUCUAAGCCAUGCGAUAACCCCGAAGACUGCAAAUCAACUCAUGUUCCAACACCGUGUGAUAAUGAAUCAUGCACUACUAUACAGGGACAAACUUGUGACAAAGAAGGCGGUUGCGAAACACCAUCAGUCUCGCCGUGUGAAGGAGAUAACUGUGGAAUUAAACCAGACAUUGCACCAGAUACAGCUGCACCAGAUACGGUUGCACCAGAUACAGCUGCACCAGAUACAGUUGCUCCAGAUACAGCUGCACCAUACACAGUUGCACCAGAUACAGCUGCACCAGAUACAGCUGCACCAGAUACAGUUGCACCAGACACAGCUGCACCAACUACAUUUGCACCAGAUACAGCUGCACCAGAUACAGCUGCACCAGAUACAGUUGCGCCACAUACAGCUGAACCAGAUACAGUUGCACCAGACACAGAUGCACCACAUACAGUUGCACCAGAUACAAUUGCACCAGAUACAGUUGCACCAGAUACAGUUGCACCAGAUACAGUUGCACCAGAUACAGCUGCACCAGACACCGUUGCACCAGAUACAGCUGCACCAGAUACAGUCCCACCAGAUACAGCUGCGCCGGAUACAGUUGCACCAGAUACAACUGCACCAGAUACAGCUGCACCACAUACAGUUGCACCAGAUACAGUCGCACCAGACACAGUUGUACCAGUUAAAGAUACGGCUACCUGUGAGAAUAAAGAGGACUGCAAAGAAAUUCAAGAAGUUCAGCCCCCAUGUGAAGGUGACAGUUGUGCAGUGGCACCAGACUCCACGCCAUCCAAAGACAUACCUCAACCAUGUGAAAAUGAAGAGGAAUGCAGGCGAGUUGAAAUCCCAGUCACAGCUACCGAAGUCAAAGAAGACUGUAGUAAAGGAGAGUGUAAAAUUACGACUUCACCAGUACCAGAAAAAGAUCUUUGUACUGGACAAGACGACUGCAAAACCCCAGAAACUCCAGAAAAAACGUCUGCUGACUGCAAGGAUGGAAAAUGUGCAGAAAGUGAAGAUAAAAUUGUACCUGUAUGCACCGGUGAUGAGUGCAUGCAACGAGAACCUGUAUCCCCCACACAGACCACUGCGCACCCUGAGCCAUUAAGCACUGAAACCCCUGAAAGUGAACAAACAACUAGUUCAUCAUUUGUUACUAAAGAAGGAGAAGACCAUACGACAUUACCUGAAAUAGCUUCAUCUGAAGUAACACCUGAAGAAAAGGUAACCGAUCAACCUGGACAUGAGACUCCUGUGGCAGACGAAGAAGACAAAGUAACAAAGGCUCCAAUGGAUGAAAUUACUACACUUACACCAGAUCUGUCAUCUGAGGGCUCCGGUGAACCAAUAGAUAAAGAAGAAGAAAUGAAGACUGACAUAACAACAGAAGUCCCUGCUACUGAACACGUUAGUACAACUCCAAAAUCUGAAGGCGAAGGCUUGGUCACGGACAAAUUUGAUAUACCGGUGACAGAACCACAACAGGUAACAGAAACUAAGCCAGUUAUCAUGGAGACUGAAAGUCCACAACAAGUUACUGAAUCUCAAGAACAACAAACAGAAAAACCAAAGGAGCCAUCUGAUGAAGUAACAGUCACAUCAACAGAGUUACCUAAAGAAGGCCACGACGAAACACGUACUGAAGAACCAGAUGUUGAAGUUACCAAAAUGGAAGAGACUACAAAGGAACCUGAAAUACAUAGGGUUGACGAAGAUCAGGCUACUACCGCCUUUGGUGUUCUUGUAACUGAUUACAAGAUGCCUACUGAGGAGCCAGGAAAACAAACUCAUGAAGAACCUGUAGAAACAUCAACAUCAGAAAUUUUACGUACAGAGACAACUGAAAAGUCUUCUAAUCAGCCUAAAUCAACUGAAGCAUCUGUAGUUGGAGUUACAGUGACAGAAUCACCAAUCUAUGAAACUCCUGAAACGGGAACUAAACAGCCAGAUAUCGCGGUUGAAAUCGAAACUGAGGAACAAGAAAUCUCUACGAAAUCUCCAUUAGACUAUGAACCUCAACAAACAACCACUUCAUUUGAAAGAAUACCUGAUCAAGAAACUCCCAUUGUUGAACAAGAAAAGACAGAAGCUCCAACUGUUGAAGGAACUACAGCUCCUGAAAUAUUAAUUACACCAGAAACUACAGAAGAAGCACCUGCUAAACUUCCUGAACGGUCUGGUGAUAAGGAAGACGAUUCAGCGAAAACGACAGUGAUUCCUGAUUUAGAAGAAACUAAAACAAAAGCUCCAGAGAUAUUAGACACCACGGAGACAAUUACUCGAAAAUCAGAUGAAUCUGAUGUUCAGACCACAGCAAGAAUUCCAAUGGAAGAAGGAAUUGCUCAACCACAUGUUACUGAACCACAAACAGAAGGUGUGACGGAAAUCACUGCACCACAGCCAUCUAUUCCAGAUAAAAUUUCAACUGAACAUACGCCGUCACAAGUGACUGAAAAGGAACUAAUAGAUAUUACCACUCACCAGGCGCCAGUUUCAGAAGAUGUCACAAAAUCAGAAACAGAAGAAAAAGAAGAAGUCACAACAGAGAAAACGGAAACUGAUCUUUCUUCAUUCCCCUCAUCUCAGCCAGAAAAAACAAUUACUGAAGCUCCUCAUUCUCUUGUUACUGAAAAAGCCACAAGUAUGGAAACAGUAACCGAAAGUAUACCAGAAAAGGAAACGGAAGUCACAGAUAAACAGGAACCUAUAACUGUAACACCAGCGCCUACUGUUGCUGUACCAGUUGAACAUAUUGUUACCGAUCAACAGGGAGGCAGUACAAAAACUCCGUUCAGCACAGAGGGAACAUCUCCUACUGAAGAUAAAGAAAGUUCUUACGAAACAGAAUCUCCGUCUGUACAGCCUCACGAAGUAACUACUAGUGUGCCAAUGUUGCAAUCAACAGCAGAAAAGGAAAUUACACCAAUAACUGACGUUAAACAACCUGCAAUAACGGAAGAAUAUGAAAUCAGCACGGAAGAACCUAAACUACCAGGUGAAGAUGAAUACACGCCCACUAAACAACAAGAAAUCGCAACAGAAGCUCCAGAAGUAUUUAGUACAGACGUUAUGCCAAGUGAACUGCCUACUGUUAUUCCGGAAAUGCCAACAGACGAAAAGACUACUACAAAACCAGAACAGGAAACUAUGUUAGAUACCGGCGAUAAGGUUUCGUCUGAAGCAACUGAAGGUCCCGAACACGAUACAGAGAUACCAGUUUCUUCAGCGGAAACGCAUGACAUAACCGAACCAACUAACGUUGAAAAGGAUACUACUACUAGAGGACCAGAAACUAGUGUCUCUGAACAGGAAUUGACAACGGCUUCUCCAAUCGAACUAACCACGAAAGAAAUUUUGAGAGAGAGACCCGAACCAACUAAACCAGAAGAAAUCAGCACAGAAGUGUCAGGUUUGUUCAGUACGGAAACAUCUCAAACACAAGGACCUGACACUGAAAAGGAAGAAACUCCUACACCAACAAUAACUGAGAUUCCAUCCAAAGAAAUAUACACAGAGUCACCAGCUACUCUUGUAACUUCUGAACCAGAUAAACCAGCGGGCAUAACUACAGAGCGUUCAGAAAUUCCAACAACAGAAAUGGAAACAGAACAUGAAGAAAAAGAGACAGAGCAAGCACAAAAGGUUACAGAACCAACUCAAGAACCAUCAACUGAAAAAUCUGAAGUGACAGAAGCAGAUUCGGAAGUUUUGGUUACUAAAGAACAGGAAUCUGCACCUGCAGAAUCACCAGAAACAACUAUAUCUCCUCUUGAAUUUAGUACAAAGAUGCCUGUAACGCAACCUACUGAGGACAAGGAAAUAAUGCCUCAAGAAACAAUUUCUACAUCUAAACCUGAAUCAGAUCAUUCUGAAACUACACCUUAUUUGGUGGAGUUAGAGGAGCAUACUCAUAAAAUUGAUGAAGAACUAUCUACUAGUUCACCAUUUGAAGAACCAACAACUCAACGACUUGAAGAAGGGUCUGAAGAACCUCAAGUGACUGGCGAAUCAACAGAAACAAUACCAAGUGACGAAAAACAAACUCAAAUACCACCUAUUGAAAGAGAUCAGCCUGAAAAAGAAGAAACUCCAGCAGGUACAGAGGGACCUCAGACUACACCGGCAUCUCCUGAGGAAACACCUGAAAGAAUAACUGAACCAUCGUUGCCAGAGAGUGAAACAACAACUGGAGUAAUUAGCUCAGUUCCAUCUGAGAAGCCCACACUCGAAGACAAGUAUGGUGUACCCGAACAAGAUAAAGAACAAGAAAGCACUACACCCACUGAAAUAUCUGAUGAUAAUGAGCAUAUUACAACUCCUGUUGAAAAAGACAAGCCUAUCGCAGAAAUUCCAUCUCAACCUGAAAAAGAUACUGCAGAAAAACCACAAGAUAUGCCUGUUGAAACCACUGCCCCUGAAGAAGAAUUUAUUCCUGUUACAACUGCGACUAAAAUUACAACAGCUAAAGUUGCAGAAGAAACUACAACUCAAUCCGCUGAACCAAUUGAUAAAUUUACCAAACCUGAGGAGAAACCCAGUGAAACAGUAUCAUCAACAUCUGCACCCGAAGUUUCCAAACCAGAUGAGUUACCACCCACCGACGAAGCACUUCCUCCAGAGGAGGAAAGUCACUUCCCGCCAUCUGGUAUGGGAGGUUAUAAUCAGGAACCAGACUACGGAGAAGAAGAUCAAGCGUUUGGACCUGGAACAUGCCGUUAUGGAGGAAAAGUUUAUGUGUCUGCGCAACAAAUCCCGAGAGACGAUCCUUGCGACUUCUGUUUCUGCUUCAGAAGUGAUAUUAUUUGUCUUCAACAAAGUUGUCCUCCGCCAAUUCAUGGUUGCCAUGAGGAGCCAAUCCAAGGUUUCUGCUGUCCUCGAUACGAAUGCCCUGUAUCGAUGGCUACAACGCUCAACGUCACUACGACAACCACGACAACGACGACCACGCUGCCGCCCCAUUUCUUGCCCCAUGCCUACAAGGGCGCGGCGCAAAGAAGAGGUUGCCAAAUAAAGGGACACACAUACAAGGUCGGAGAAGUAGUCCGCGCAUCUUCAGGACCAUGUCUUCAUUGCACAUGUGGAGGAGACGGUCAAAUGAAAUGUGAUCCCAAAGCGUGCACGCCGGAGCCGAUGUUAAGACAAAUGAUAGCGGCUGCUGUAUCCGCGAAGCGACGAAGGUGAAAUACCUCACACACCGCGCCAACUAACUCGUACUCGUCGUCAUCACAAAGAUAGGUCGUCACCUAUGUGAUAAUCUUUUCAUCUACUCUUCAAUGCACAAGAAUAAUGCUCAAAUUAUCCCGACGGAGUAGUAUAAGAUUUCGUGUCAUAUGUAGUAUUCGAUAUAUUUUUAUUAUACUUUUCAUAAAGUGUCGUGGCACGCACAACUUAAUAUUGCAUCAAUUAUGACUGUGAUUAAACUGUUAAAUAAUGAUUUCUAACCUGAAUUUAUACGAUUUAUCGAGUCUUCAAUUAAGGCUAAUUUAUUUAAUUAUUUAUCUUUGUAACAAAAAGUCAGUGCCAAACGGUAGUGCUAAGUUGUAAACGACUAUGCCUUUAUGAUAAAGAUGUUCAAAAUUUUGUGAAUGUCAUUAAAAGUAAUUUUUACUGACCAAAGUGAAGCUGUAUACCUACUCACAGUUAUAUAUCUAAAUAAAUUUAACGCGCACUCAAGCUUCGUAGGUCAUUAGAUCGCCGAAUUCUUGACCAUUUUAUAUGUAAACUUAAUUGUUUUACCGGUAUAAGUUUAGUCAAUUCUUUAUUUUUACACGAUGUUACAGUAAAACAUCUAGUAUCGUGUAAAUAUGAAGUAAGUUAUAAGGAUCCCUGAUGUUGUAAAUGCCUUACUUAAUUUGUAAUAAUUUAUAUAUUUUAGGUGUAUAGUACUUAAGCCAUGUUUUGAGACCAGUGACUAUUAUAAUUUAGAAGUAAAACGAAGGCCCAAUGUUAAAGAAAAGUGCCGGUCGACGCCUGCGCGGCCUUGGCCGGCGCUUUUCCGCUGCGCGUGCGCCGCAUGCCUUGCAGAAAGCGACCCUCAGCCGACUUGUUUUCUUCAACUCAUGAAGCGUACCAUUUUACUGGCACUUAUUUAGUGAUAGCUAGUGGCCGAUAUUUUAAAUCGUUUUGUAAAGAGUUUUACAAUAUGAUAAAUUGAUAAAAACAUAUUGUAGGAUCUUUUGUAACUUUUGAUAUUAAAGUGCUGGUAGAAUAUUAAAUAUAAAUAAACAGAUCGAGAUGGGUACGGAAGUCUGUUAGGACUUUGCGAUCGUUCUCUGGAUAGGAUACUUGCAUAAAAACGAUUGCAUUUAUUCGUACCGAUCUCCUCCUGUGAUUGCAGGUUGUAGUUAUAUUUCUUAUUUAUUUAAAGUUGUAGCAAUAGUAAUAAAAUUAUUGGUUAUAACCGUGGCGGUGAUGAACUCAAUUAAAAAAAAUACAAAAUUUCAAUCAAAGUAUUUAAUUGAAGUCUAUUUUUUUUCUUUUAAUUAUAUUUUACCGAGUCUAGCUACGGUUUAGCUGUCUGUGCAACUGUGCAAAUGAGUUUUAAAUAAAAUAUCUCAAAUGAA